Molecule: messenger RNA, 432 nt
Organism: Penicillium manginii
Lineage: Eukaryota; Fungi; Ascomycota; Eurotiomycetes; Eurotiales; Aspergillaceae
Exons: 1
Coding region: 1-432 (143 amino acids)
Source: RefSeq, a predicted model, not a curated record
AUGGCCACCAAACAAGAUACCACCGCUAUUACCGCCGCUGCAGAGGCUCACAUUGUCUCUUAUAUCGCCGAUCUCACAUCGCCCGUCUUCAAGAAGUCCAUCGAGCGCGCUACGAAAAUGGCCACCUACUACCUUCCAACCAUUUCUUUCUUUGCAAAUGGUGCUCUUACUCAACUUUCUGACCCAUCGCUCUAUGUUUCGCUUAUAUCUGGGCCUCUUGAUAAGUUGGAUGGCGUUCCGUUCAAAGUGGCUGGAUACAGAGUCGAGGCUGUGGGCGAGAACUCUGCAAUUGCAUGGCUGUCAUUGAAUGUCGAUGGUAAUGAGAUGGCAAAUGUAUACUUCUUUAGACGGAUGGAUGAUGGAGUUGAAGGGUUUGAAGGGGGAAUAUUCGAUGGAGAGAUGUGGAUGCUAAAGCAGCUGGGGAGGGAGUAA